This is a messenger RNA of Triplophysa rosa, 2047 nucleotides long. It is a transcript of the gene luc7l3, whose product is annotated as LUC7-like 3 pre-mRNA splicing factor. The transcript has 11 exons. The coding region runs from base 116 to 1495 and encodes 459 amino acids. Gene Ontology annotation, biological process: mRNA splice site recognition. The record is from RefSeq and is a predicted model, not a curated record. Gene Ontology annotation, molecular function: mRNA binding. Gene Ontology annotation, cellular component: U2-type prespliceosome; U1 snRNP. NCBI's taxonomy places the organism in Eukaryota, Metazoa, Chordata, Actinopteri, Cypriniformes, Nemacheilidae.
UUGCGUCCUACUGCCAUUUUGUAGUAGAGAUCGGUGAAGGGAACUCGGCACACGUUGUUCUAUAGAUGAAUAAUACGGCUCCAGUAUAAGGGAUUUGAAUUAAACUCGAAGCACGAUGCUUUCUGCAGCCCAGUUACUCGAUGAGUUAAUGGGCCGGGACCGGAACUUGGCUCCGGAUGAGAAGCGUUGUAAUGUGCGCUGGGAUGACGAGACUGUGUGCAGGUACUACCUGUGUGGCUUUUGCCCUGCAGAGCUGUUCACCAAUACCCGAUCUGACUUGGGUCCUUGUGAAAAAAUCCAUGAUGAAAACUUAAGGAAAUUGUACGAGAAGAGUUCCCGCUUUAUGAAGGAAGGAUAUGAGAGAGACUUCCUGAGAUACUUGCAGAGUCUCCUGGCCGAGGUGGAGCGCAGAAUUCGCAGGGGUCAUGCACGUUUGGCGCUGUCACAGGCCCAGCAGAACGCUGGGAUGCCAGGUCCAGUGGGGAAGAACGAGGAGAAGGCUCAGGUUCUCACAGAGAAGAUUGAAGAGCUUGUUGUUCAGAUUGAGGAGCUGGGCUCAGAGGGCCGUGUUGAGGAGGCGCAGGGUAUGAUGAAGCUGGUGGAGCAGCUGAAGGAGGAGAGGGAGGAGCUCAGUUCCACACCUUCAACUAUCGAGAGCUUUGCGGCUCAGGAGAAGCAGAUGGAGGUGUGUGAAGUGUGUGGUGCUUUCCUCAUAGUUGGUGAUGCUCAAUCCAGAGUGGACGAUCAUCUAAUGGGCAAGCAGCAUAUGGGAUAUGCCAAAAUUAAAGCCACCGUAGAGGAACUUAAGGAAAAACUGCACCGGCGCUCGGAAGACCCCGAGAAGGAUGACCGAGGAAAGAAGGAGAAGGAGGACCGGGAGCGUGAAAGGGAAGAACGCGAGAAAAAACGCAAAGAGGAGGAGGAGGAGAAAGAGAAAGAGCGCGAGAAGGAGAAGGAGAAGGAGAGAGAGCGCGAGAGAGAGAGGGAACGCGAGCGGGAGAGAGAUCGCGACAGGGAACGAGAACGAGAUAGACGCGGGAGGCGGAGUCACUCCAACAGCAGGCACUCCAGCAGAGCGUCAGACCGUCGCAGGAGCCGUUCACGAGACAGGAGGAGGUCCAGGAGUAAAGACCGCGACAGGAAGCGCAGCAGGAGCCGUGACCGUGAGAGGAAGCGCAGUCGGGAUCGCUCGGACAGGAAGCGGCGCUCUCGGAGCAGAGAGAAGAGGAGAUCUCGCAGCUCUGAGCGCAGGAGUCACAGACACCGAAGCCGCAGCAGAGACAGAGACCGAGAGAGAGACAAAGACAAGGACAAAACUUCUAAGGACAAAGAGCACAAGGACUCCUCCGAUGAGAAAAAGAGCAGCAGAAAGGGCUCGGCUGAGAAGUCCAGCGAGCUCUCCAAGCCCGUGCCCAUGGAGGCUGAGCCUCCCAAAGCGGAGGUGAACGGCACAGCUGAAGAACUUCAUUGUGAAGGUGACACACAGUCCAAUUAAAACUGAUCUGAUAGGACCUCAGAUCAGCCCCAGGGGAAGUUGGACAGCUGGAAGAGAAAGACCUGAAGACGUUCAUCCCGCAACACAACUCCGCUGCUUUAAACAAGGUGAACCACAGACGUAGUGGUCUAUUACGCUAAAAUUAUAAAGAUGUACAGAUGUAAAAUGGUUCUGUGUCCCUUUUCAACGUUUUGACAGGACCUCUCCUGAUAUUUUAAUCAUGUUUGUUUGGAUUUCUUUGCUUUGGUCUUACUGCUAUAAACCCGUAGAUGCAGGUCCACCCUUAUUUCUGUUAGUAUGCAUUCAGAAUGAAUAAACAACAUUGUGGCAUGUUUGCUAUGUACAGUCCGCUCUCAAGUAAACUAUUGACGAUCGGUUUUGUUGAGUAUUUUGACUGGAAGCCUGAAAGGUCUCUUAACUGCUUAUUUCCCCUCUGUAUGCUAAAUCCCAAAUCUUUAUACAAUUUUAGUUUAGAGAAAUGAAUUUUCAUUUUGUUCCAGUUUUAAAAUCUGUAUUUGUCUCCAAUAAAAUGAAAAAAAAAAAAAUCUUUGU